This is a messenger RNA of Perkinsus marinus ATCC 50983, 915 nucleotides long. Its product is annotated as integral membrane protein, putative. Gene Ontology annotation, biological process: vesicle-mediated transport. The record is from RefSeq and is a predicted model, not a curated record. Lineage: Eukaryota; Perkinsozoa; Perkinsida; Perkinsidae. The coding region runs from base 1 to 915 and encodes 304 amino acids. The transcript is spliced from 8 exons. Gene Ontology annotation, cellular component: membrane.
AUGGCAACCUCAACUGCGCAGAGCAAUAGCCCGGACUUUGCUUCUACACUGCAGUUCUACUCUUCCUCGGCGGCGCCACCCGUUCUGUCCAAUCAGGAUAAAAUGGUCAAUUUGGGCAAACGGGCAGGUCAAAGCAUACAAACUAACGCGCCAGUCGUCCUUGGUGCGAUAUCAAGUGCAAUCGCUGGAGCUAUGAAUACCGUCAAGGAUGCAGCAUCAGGAGCUACUGGAGCAUCGACGUCUACUAAGACAGAUGGCUUGGACACGUUCGAUUUGGAGUUGGGAAAAGUGAAGAGUAGUGGACAACCCUCUUCGCAGAGUUCGACUGCCCCUAACGCAUCAGCUGAGGAGAAUGUCGGCCUCUUCUCACAGUGGACUAACUCAGCAAUGCAGUCUGGUUCGCAAGCCUUCCAAGGGAUGAAGCAACAGGCUACGGGUAUCGCAUCGACUCGUGACAUGAUAGGGAAGUUCAUCAUGUUGUUCGCUGCGGGCUGCAUAUGCAUGAUGUUGGCUCUGACGUUCCUACCAAUGGUCGUCAUCGCGCCACAGAAGUUCGCUCUUAUGUUCACUGUGGGUAGCUGCCUGAUUUUGGCAAGCUUUUCGGUGCUGAAGGGGCAUGCGGCUUUCAUAGCUCACAUUAUGUCACCGGAGAAGCGCGUUUUCACGGCGGGUUAUGUGGCUUCCCUGGUGGCGACGCUAUAUGGUGCUCUAGUGAGCAAGUCGUACAUCCUCACGGUUGUUUUUUCCCUCGUUCAAGUGGUCGCUCUUGCAUACUUCCUCGUCAGCUAUAUACCCGGAGGCACGCGGGCUCUCACGAUGAUAGGAGGUGCUGCGAUGUCAACAGUGAAGAAUCUAUUCUCUACGGGCGGCGGUUCGGCGUCGUCGAGCUCACAAUCGAGCGGUCUACCGCUUUGA